CAUGCGGUGUGGUGACCUUUGACAUCCACAUGUGCGUGCACGAACAAAUUUCUGUCGGUUUUUGUGUUAAAAUUCCUUCCCUAAAACCGCCAAAAUGAAGAAAACAAAUGCUUCCGAUACAUCAGAAGGACCCGAUUCCUUUGUGCAGCUGUGCCAGGAGUUUUCGGUGAGCGGUUUUACCGCCGUGCCGGUGAAAUUCAGCUCCGGGUGCCAGUCGUGCCAGCUUCUGUACUUGAAGCCGCACCAAGUCCGUGGGACAGACGACAUCAGACCGGCAGGAAGAACUCUGUUUGUACUAAACGUACCGCCUUACUGUACCAAGGACUGUCUACACAGACUCUUCUCAAGAUGUGGGAAGGUGGAGGCCGUCAAUUUCUGCAAGCGCCCGGGAGGACAGAUCUACACAGACGACCCGAGCACGUUCUUCCCAACAUCGCAGGAAAUCCGAACAUUUAAAGUCGCGUAUGUCGUGUUUGAGAAGCCUUCGGGUAUGAAGAAAGCUGCGGGGCUGAAGCUGUCUGAACCGUUCGUGUUGUCAACCAGAGAACAGCCUGUUGUCACCGGUAUGAAGAAAUGGUGUCAGAAGUACACACAGGACAGGCCUGAUGUGGGACAGUUACAGAGUGAGCUGGACAGUUACAUGGUGGACUAUGACAAGCGCAAACAGGAGGAGCUGGAGAGAGAGAAGUCCCGCGGGGAGGAACCAGACGAGGAAGGAUGGAUAACGGUCACCCGUCAUGGCCGAACCCCCGGCGCACCGCGUACAGAAGCCAUGGAGAAAAAAGCGCUGAAACGGGAGAAGAAGAAACGGUCGCGGCGGGAGCUGAUGAACUUCUACACGUUCCAGAUCCGAGAGUCCAAACGGGAACACAUCGCACAGCUCAGGAAAAAGUUUGAAGAAGACAAGGACAAGAUAGCAACAAUGAAGGCAAACAGGAGGUUUAGACCAUACUAGCUGUUUAGGUAACAUGUCAAAUACUGUGGAUAGUGAAAUAUUUCCAGCUAUUUUAUGUUCUUACCAUGUCACUACUAUCUCAUCGCACAGCUCAGGAGAAAGUUUGAAGAAGACAAGGACAAGAUAGCAACAAUGAAGGCAAAUAGGAGGUUUAGACCCUACUAGGCUGUUUAUAAGCAUGAUACAAAAUGAUAAAACAAAAUACUGAAAAUUGUGAAAUAUUCACAGCUGUUUUAUUUUGCACAGUUAUUGCAGUGAGUUUUCACCACAAUUUCAUCCCACCUGCAACUCAUGCCUUGCAUUACUACGGUUGUUUCAAUUGAGAACUGAGAAUACUUUAAGAGAAUGCUUUAAUAGCCUACUUUUACCAUCCUGCUGGAAAAACAAGUCCCUGUAUGUAAUUUAAUUAGUCAAUUUGCAGUUCUGUAAUCUCUUCAGACCACAAUCCUUUUUAUGCAUUAAAAAAUUACUGUUACAUAGUAUCAAUGUCGAUGAUGUAAUAAGUUUGUCCCAUCUACAUGAAAACUAUUGUUAUGUACCACCUUAGUCUUUUUGUUGUCUUGAUAAUUGUUUUUGAAAGUGCACACUAGAAAGUCAGGUUGCUGUCUGUAUAAUUUAAUGCAGCGGUGAGAAAUGACUAGACUAGACUCAAAAUGUCAAAAGUACAUUGUGUAUCUUCUGAAGCGUAGAAGUUUUGACAGAAGAUAAAUGCUGCAAUUUGAUUCUUUCUAUUGUCAUUUAAUUUAAAUCUGAUGUCUUGAAUCCUUCAUUGGUCUAAUGAUAUACCAUUGCUGGGUACAGUACAUUAAUUU
Molecule: messenger RNA, 1767 nt
Organism: Branchiostoma floridae (Florida lancelet)
Lineage: Eukaryota; Metazoa; Chordata; Leptocardii; Amphioxiformes; Branchiostomatidae
Product: ribosomal RNA-processing protein 7 homolog A-like
Exons: 6
Coding region: 95-955 (286 amino acids)
Biological process (GO): rRNA processing; ribosomal small subunit assembly
Cellular component (GO): UTP-C complex; CURI complex
Molecular function (GO): RNA binding
Source: RefSeq, a predicted model, not a curated record